This is a messenger RNA of Rotaria sp. Silwood2, 1008 nucleotides long. The record is from the annotation of a GenBank genome assembly. NCBI's taxonomy places the organism in Eukaryota, Metazoa, Rotifera, Eurotatoria, Philodinida, Philodinidae.
AUGAAGGUAAUUUUCGCUGUUUGCGUUCUCUUCGUUGGUGUUUAUUGUGUACCUGUGCUCGAUGAACAACUCAAUAAUGAAUGGGCUUUAUUCAAACGUGUUCAUCAAAAACAAUAUAACUCUGUUGAAGAAGAAGCUAAUCGUCGAACCAUUUGGGAAGCUAACCUUGUUAAAAUCCGAAAACAUAAUCUUGAAGCUGAUUUAGGUAUUCAUACCUACACUUUAGGAAUGAACCGAUUUGGUGACAUGACUCAUGAAGAAUUCAAAAAACAAAUGAAUGGAUUCAGAAUGCCAGCUACCACUCAAACAGAUGAAUUCGAUCGUCACACAUUCUUAGCACCAUCAAAUGUUGCCAUUCCAGAUGCUGUUGAUUGGCGCAAACAAGGUUAUGUAACACCAAUUAAAGAUCAAGGUCAAUGUGGAUCAUGUUGGGCUUUCUCAGCUACUGGUUCACUUGAAGGUCAACAUUUUGCCAAAACGAAAAAACUCGUUUCACUUUCUGAACAAAACUUGGUUGAUUGCUCAGACAAAUUCGGUAACAUGGGAUGUGAUGGUGGUUUGAUGGAUCAAGCUUUUCAAUAUAUUAAAGCUAACAAAGGUAUUGAUACUGAAGAUAGCUACCCAUAUGAAGCUCGUGAUGGACGAUGCCGAUUCAAAAAAGAAAAUAUUGGCGCCACUGAUACUGGCUUUGUUGAUAUUAAAUCAAUGAACGAAACCGCUCUUCAAACUGCUAUUGCCACUGUUGGUCCAAUUUCAGUCGGUAUCGAUGCUUCACAAGAUUCAUUUCAAUUCUACAGUUCAGGUGUUUACAAUGAACCAGAUUGCUCAUCAACAGAACUUGAUCAUGGUGUCUUAGCUGUUGGUUACGACAAAUCAGGCAAACAAGAAUACUAUAUCGUUAAAAACUCAUGGGGAACAUCGUGGGGUCAAGAAGGUUACAUCUGGAUGAGUCGUAAUAAGAAAAACCAAUGUGGUAUUGCUACAGCAGCCAGCUAUCCUCUUGUUUAA